This is a messenger RNA of Leucoraja erinaceus (little skate), 3614 nucleotides long. It is a transcript of the gene nsun3, whose product is annotated as NOP2/Sun RNA methyltransferase 3. Gene Ontology annotation, cellular component: mitochondrial large ribosomal subunit. The transcript has 6 exons. Gene Ontology annotation, molecular function: methyltransferase activity. Gene Ontology annotation, biological process: rRNA methylation. Lineage: Eukaryota; Metazoa; Chordata; Chondrichthyes; Rajiformes; Rajidae. The record is from RefSeq and is a predicted model, not a curated record. Bases 81 to 1169 code for a protein of 362 amino acids.
AAAGCGCGCGGCCGGUGCAGGGGGAGCGCGCGCACUAGGGCCAGCGGAGGCCGCAGGUCGUCGCCGCCGCCGCCGCCAUCAUGGUGCCAGGCGCCGGGUUCGCUUCACUCCUCAGGCGGCUGGGGGGCACCACGGGCGGCCUCGGCUCCGGGACACAGGCGCGGAUCGAUAAGAACAAAAAAACUCAUAUCAAAUGGAAGCCACAGAAACAAAUUUGCAUACCAGUUUUGGAACAUUUUGAUAACAAAUAUAGACAAGAACAUGGAGAGUUGUGGGACAAAGCAAGAGAAGUAUUGCUACUUCCAUGCAGCUGGCAGUAUGGUGUGCUUGUAAAUAAGUUCAGCCACUGUGUACCACUUGAAGACCUGCUUCAAUCACGGGGAUAUAGGAAUUUUCUCCAAGAUGUUUUGCCAUUUUCCCAGCAUUCCAUACGAUGUUACAUCAGCAAGGACAAGAACCGGUUCCCCAGACUUUUGCAUCAUGCGGAAAGGUUGAAGGAAUAUUACCUGCUGAAUGCAACCUCUUUGCUGCCUGUCCUUGCGUUGGACGCCCAAGAUGGAGAAAGUGUGUUGGACAUGUGUGCUGCUCCAGGAGGAAAAUCUGUAGCAAUACUGCAGAGUGCCACUCCACGUCAUUUUGUCUGCAAUGAACACGACAGUUUGCGUUUUAAAUGGCUGAAGCAAACACUCGAGUCUUUUGUACCCGAAGACUUAAGAGGGGUAAUUUCUGUGACCAAUCUGGAUGGAAGAGACAUUGGUCCACAAAAGCCACAAAUAUUUGACAAGGUGCUGGUGGAUGCUCCUUGUUCAAAUGACAGAAGUUGGUUGUACUCUUCUGAUGUCCUUAAGGCUCGCAUAAGGAUUGCACAUGCGUCUAAUCUACCUGUUUUACAGGAGCAAUUAUUGAGGUCUGCUCUUGAGGCAUUGCGCCCUGGAGGGACAUUGGUUUAUUCUACAUGCACACUGUCACGAGCAGAAAAUGAUGAUGUUGUGGCCUCUCUCCUGAAUUCGUAUGACAACAUUCAGACUGUGAAUUUAGCAGACUUGGCACGCUCCCUUUCUCAUAACUUCACAUUUGCUAAAGGUGUACAGCAUGGACAAUUAAUUGUGCCAGUGAAGGGUAAAACCUGGGGACCUAUGUAUGUCAGCAAACUAUGGAAGGUGCACUGACUUGAAAUCAAGUUAUAGGUUUAAAAUAUGGAUGUGUACAGUAAUCAUGGCAGGCUGAGCUUGUUCAAAGUUUUUAAAUAAAUUGACUGGCAGAAAUGAAAUUUUUACCUCAUUGAAUAGUUGUAUACAUUUUAUAAAUUUCAAAUAUGAGAAAGGUUUUCAAGACCUAGUCAUUAAUAACUUUAAACAUUUAAAUGUUAGUAAUUAAAUGUUAUAUCUUGUAAAUAGUCAGGCAAUGUUAUAAUGUCAAAAGUGAAAGAUGGAAAUUCUUUGUGUAACCAAAUAAGAUAACAUUAACCACUCACAAAACAGGGGUGCAAAUUUCUGUGGCUUGAAUGCUUCUAGUCGUAUUUUGGUGAAAAUAGUGAUAGCAUGUGUAUGGGAUUACCAGAGCCAUAGUUUGCGGCUCAGGUGAUGCCAGGUCAUGUAAAGAGCAGCAAAAAACCCAAACAAUGCCAGUCGGGUACUUAAAGACGUGGCCAUGUUAUCAGUAGAUGCAUUGGUGGCAUUUUCCAACAUUCUUGAGACUGAGACAUAUAGAAGUGAUAUAGCUUUACACAUUGGAGUAAAGCUAAUGUUACAUCAAUAUUAAAAACAAAACUUGAGAGAAAACAGAUAACUACUAGAGCCCAUAAUAAAAGAUGUAAGAGCGGAAUACAGUAGACAGCACCUGUAGUCUGGAUUGAAUUGUGGUCUCUGGCACUGCACGGCAGCAAUUCUACCCACUGAGUUACUCCACCACUAUGUGCCUUUCUAUGUGCAUCUGCAGUUCCUUGUUAUUACAGUAUUUUAUUUGUUGCCACAUUACACCAUCUGUGUCUUGUCCUAUCGAUAUUUAGCAAAAGGAAAAGUGGAUGGUUAUAAAUGUAUAUAUUAGGGCGACACCACAUAGCAGUAGAGCUGCUGCCUUACAGUGCCUGAGACUUGGGUUUGAUCCUGACUAAGUGAUCUGUAUGGAGUUUGUACGUUCUCCCUGUGACCGUGUGGGUUUUCUCUGGGUGCUCCGGUUUCCUUCCACACUCCAAGAAUGUACUGGUUUGUAGGUUAAUUGGCUUCAGUAAAAAUGUUAAAUUAUCCCUAGUGUAGGAGAGUGUUAAUGUAAGGUAUGAUUGCUGGUCAGUGUUGUCUCGGUGGGCUGAAGUGUCUGUUUCCACACUGCAUCACUAUAGUAAAGUCUAAAUUAAUUGUACUGAGUUUGUAUGAGGUUUUUGUAUAUUUCAUAAAUUAAUAACAUAAAACUCAAGAUUGGGGUGAAAGUCAAUUCCCCAAUUGUGUAACUAGUACACCUGUGGAGCAUCAGCCAAUUAUUUUCAAAAAAAAAGUCAGACUUUUUAAGUGCUUUUUUCACUUACAUUAAUUUUGAAUUGUUCUUCUCGUCUUUUCAAUGAUUCAUCUCACGAUAACACUUCCUGCCUCUUCUUUCUCCCUCUUUGAAGGUAUUGAUGGCUUGCAGAGGUAAGGAUUGCUGGUUCUUUAUUUAAUCCAGGUAGCUAUAAUUCAUUUUGAAAGGUUUUUAUUGCAGGUAAGGAACUCAAAUGUCCCAAUGGGAAAAUGGAGGCUUUUCACACAAAAAAGGGGGUGGUGUAGUGGUAGAGUUGCUGCCUUACCGCAACAGAGACCCAAGUUCAAUCUGACCACAGGUGCUGUCUGUACAUUCUUCCUGUGACUGCGUGGAUUUUCUCCGUGUGCUUGGGUUUUCCCCCACAAUCCAAAGAUGUGUAGGUUUGUAGGUUAAUUGGCCUUUGUAAUUUGUCUCUAGUGUAUAGGAUAGAAAUAGUGUACGGUUGAUUGUUGGUCACCGUGGACUCAUUGGGCUAAAGAGCCAUUUCCAUGCUGUAUCUCUAAAACUAACUGCAGGAGCAAACCUACAAAACGUGAUCAAUGGCUUUUUCAUAAUUGUGAGGGCAAGCAGUAUUUCAAUUCAUCAUUGGAAUAUAGCUCAUGCAUUCAUUAGUCCUAGCUUGCAACAUGAUUCAUUUUGAACAAAUGAUUGGAAGAAUAGCCUUUAUAGCUAUUGAGUUCUUUCUAAUAGCAUUCCCAUUGCAUAGUUUUCCAUGGGCCUCAGCAACUUGUCAUCUUCAGCUGACAUUAGCGCUUCAAUUCAUUUCUGGGACAGCACAGGCCAGCCAGGGUGCGCAUGUAAUGGGCAUGGUACACAAAGCAAUGACAAGCUGCCUCAACAGUGAAUGCUUUUGAUGGAUAGGAGAGAGAAUAGCCUUCAACGAGAGACAGGCAGAUGUCUGGUUUCUAUUGUUGUCUGUGUGAACGCUGCAGUUAUGCACUGACUUAUUUAACUAAUGUCUGUUUCUCUGCAUUCCUAAAAACAGCAAGAGCUUCUGUGAGGCCGGUUCAAUAAAUCUUCAUUGAAUAUUUUGUAAUGGAAACAAAACUAGAAAAGCCAUCAAAUUUCAUGUUAAAUAAAUAUGAGAAAGCAUUGGUGUACCA